UCCCAGUAGGGCGAGGCAGAUAGGCACCAGCCAAAAUGGCACGCAAACCCGUACCGCAGCCGCUGACGCUGUCGGGUCACUCCGCCCUGCCCGAGGACGAGCACCACCCGCGCUCCGCUGAAACCCUCCAAGUCGUCUCUCUCCCGAGCGCAGAUUCCCACCGCUCGUCCCCCAGAACACCACGUUCCCCAUUCAGUAGAUUCUCGCCCAAGAAACCCGACUCGGCUUCUCUCAAUGCUUCCGCCUCCCACGCUCAUUCGCGCGCCCUCGAAGACUUUGACGACGACGACGACGAAGAAGCCCAAAACUACCCCCCGAUCACCUCUGCGUUGCAUCAGCCUGCCGAGACUCCCACGCGGCCAAAUCCUCGCCCUGCCCCUCGACACGAGUCCAACACCACCCAGCCAUCCCAGCCCCGCGAUCAGGGUCGCCCCUCCAAGAGCGGCUUCUUCUUCAAUUUGACAAAGUCGUCCAAACCGACCCAGAAACAAUCCACUCAGCAGCAGCAGCAGCAGCAGCAGCAGCCGCCGUCGCAACAACUACAGCAUCAGCACAGACGCUCCGAGUCGCGGAGCGAGAUCGCAUCGCGAGGCACUGACACCUCCGUCCCCAGCAGCAAGUCUGCAAAGCUUUCAGACACCUCUCUUCCGGAACGUUCUGUUCAGCAGUCUUCCACCUCUCAGCUCCCUCAAUCCAACCUGACUCAUUCCUCCACGGGAGAAUACACCACCAGCGCCUCCCAAAGUCAUCUGUCUAAGAAGAACAAACCCAAACCAUUUGGUUUACUGGGACGGACCAAAUCAGCCCGUGACAGCGAGCUUCCUACUCCCAGUCCCAAAGAGUACCGCCAGACGAUUCACUCUCCAGUCCAGGCUAUAGAGUCCACGAGGGCACCUCUAGGCAACAAUAGUCCAGGCCUCAUGGCGCGACCGCAGGGGGCCGAUAGGUCAUUCAGCAGCAACAGCACGAACAAGAUGAACUCUGCCGCAAGAAACAGGUCAGAAGACCGUGCUCCGCCUCUACCACAACGAGACCAGAGCAACAAAGAGAACCAGCGUGACAGAGAACCAUCGCGACAACACGCCUCACCUUCUGUUCGCGACAAUGGAAGCUUCUUUGGUGGGCUGAGGAACCUCAAAGCCGCAGACAUGAUCAGCAAAGGACUUUUCGGCAAGAGCAUGCGCAGUGGGAGCACCACAGAGCGGGAGCCCAUCAUUGAUGACGAACACUAUGUUUUGAAGGUCAUCAACCUCCCUUUAGUGGAACAGACCCGGAGGACACGCAUAUCACGAAAGCUGGAGGAUUCUAGGGAUAAGACCGAGUUCUGGAUGCCAGCGUUUCCGUGGCGCGCGAUUGACUACCUCAACUACAAGGGCUGCGAUGUGGAAGGUCUCUACCGAGUUCCGGGCAGCGGGCCUCAAAUCAAGAAGUGGCAAAGGAGAUUUGAUGAAGAACUGGAUGUCAAUUUGUUUGAGCAGGACGAUCUGUACGACAUCAACAUUAUCGGCUCCAUGCUCAAGGCCUGGUUGCGCGAGCUUCCCGAUGAGCUCUUCCCCAAGGCCGCUCAGGAGAGGGUUGCCAAAGAGUGCGCUGGUUCCGACAAGGUUCCUCAGUUGCUGAUCGACGAACUCUCCAACCUCUCACCCUUCAACUAUUACCUGCUCUUCGCCAUCACCUGUCAUCUCAGCCUCUUGCUCGCACAUUCGGACAAGAACAAAAUGGACUUCCGCAACUUGUGUAUUUGCUUUCAGCCGUGCAUGAAGAUUGACGCAUUCUGCUUCCGCUUCUUGGUUUGCGAUUGGCGCGAGUGCUGGAGAGGCUGCAAGGCUGAGGCGAAAUACAUCGAAGAGGAGUAUCUACUACUGAACCAACCCCCUCCACGGGGUGUCUCCGAGUCACGCAAACCUGUCCCCGACGAGCAGCUCCCGGCAACCAACGACGAGCGUGCGGUCGACCGGGCCGCCUCGUCGUCAGACAGCAGUAAACAAUCAAGUCAGGGCCAGGAACAACAACCCAAGACGCGGCUGAAGAAGAAGGCCCUACCACUCUCCGACUCGCAUGGCUCUAAUGGAAGCGUCGCGUCCAACUUGACCAUGUCGACAACGCUCACCAUUAAUAGCGACCAAGACGCACCAAGGGGCUCAGGAGAUCUUCGGCCACUGUCGCCCAUCAAGCCACUUUCACCCCUCGGUUUCUGAGUCCCUCCAUCCCCUGGAUACCCGUCUGUUUUCUUGUCCGAUUUUCUACUACAAUACCCGGGCGGCAUUGCACGUACAUGGCUCAGCACGAACCCAACGACGACACGACGCCUGGCCUCUUUAUUCCUGAUGGCUACGACGAUUCAGGCAAUACGUGCUUAGCUCACCCGCAUCAGAGGUGUAUCUUCUGCCCAAGAUUUGGCUGUAGCGUCGUCCACCAUUGUCUUGGCCUAUCCGAACUCCUCGACGAGGCGCUUGACUAUGUGUUCUCACGCAGUGCUGGCUUUGUGAUUUCUGUAUCCUCCCUUCUGGUCUCUUGGUCGUGCGUGUUUCUUAGAACUGCGUUUUGUCACGAGAGUUUAGCGAUGUUUCUUCAUGUUUGGCAAAGGCGCGCGGAUAACAGAGGAGCGGUGUGCAUUUGGAGAAUGCUAUACAAUGCGUGAUAUUGGGUGGCACGAAAAGAGCGAGCGCAUGCAACAUGAGGUUGGGCGGUCUGCUGAUGGAUUUAUGUAUAAUACAGCAUGAGGAGUUGCUUCGGAAGCUGGUGGACGGGAUAAUGGCGGCAUGGGGGCAACUAUCCGAGCCUCCCUCCUGGUGGUGGAUGAAUCGAGAUGAGCCGAUUGUCGUCUUUCGUUGACUUGUUGGCUACCAGUGACAUGAUCUACUUGAUCACAUUGGCUGCAAAAGAUGCCUCGGCACGCUGACACGGACUGAGAUGUAGAUGGACAAGAUGAUUUUUGCUGGU
This is a messenger RNA of Verticillium dahliae VdLs.17, 2943 nucleotides long. RefSeq lists its product as uncharacterized. The coding region runs from base 36 to 2198 and encodes 720 amino acids. The record is from RefSeq and is a predicted model, not a curated record. Gene Ontology annotation, cellular component: cytoplasm. Gene Ontology annotation, biological process: signal transduction; regulation of GTPase activity. Lineage: Eukaryota; Fungi; Ascomycota; Sordariomycetes; Glomerellales; Plectosphaerellaceae. The transcript has 3 exons.